AUGGCCCCACAGGCAUUUUGUUGCGAUCAGAUCAGAUCUUCAACUUUCGAAAAUGACGAGUACCGACUCGGACUCUUCUUCUACUGGGCAAAAGCAGGGAACAAGAGACCGCCAGACAAAAAUGAAAACCCAGGACUGAAUGUCCCGUUCUGCGUCCAAGUGUCUCAACACCCCAAGUCAACCCGGCUCUUUGUGCCUACCAGCUGGGGCGAAUUCACUGAGAUUGAUCGGAAACUGCUCGCAACGCCAUGGGUGUUGCAUGGACUGUCACAGUAUAAGUGCAGGGUUCAUCGCAAGGCCUACCAGGUUACACUUUACGAAAGAAGGGUUGAAUCGUCAACUCUGUCUCCGACAACGCCUACAAGUCCCAAUACGAAAGUCUCGGAUCAAUAUGGCCUUGGAAACCCUUCCUCUUCGGCAACAAUCAAAGAACCGACCAACAUGGCGGGAGAACCAGACGCUUCAGCAAAUUCACCAACUGCAAACGAUUAUACAGAGACCCUAGUUGGUAUGGACACCAAGUAUAAUUUGGAGAAUAUAUGUUUGUUGGCGAAUAUGCCAGCAGGUCAAUGUGUCCUUGACAUGAUUAAGUGGGCAAGAAAAAUGGUACCACUUACUAGGGUCUCCCUUCUCACCGAAGCCGAGAUUCUGAAAAGGUAUUUGGUGCAUGAUCUACGCAAGUUGACAGAAUCUAUCGAAGAAAAUACCUUCUUAUGGAUGCUACUGUCCACAUCAUAUCCAGCUUUCAAGUUCUUGAUGGACAGCAGCCCUUCAAACGUCUAUACCAGAGAGGACAGAGCGAAGAUACUCGAAGCCACUGCGGCCGCUGUUACUGAGAUGUAUUGCCUCAUCAUUGGUCAGCAUGGGAGACAACAUAGAAACCCAGACUAUAUCGAUGUUUUUGGAGAGAUUUGUCGACAACAUCCGGAUGAUGGAUAUCUGACUUCACUGGCGAAUCGUGCCAUUGAGCGCCUGUCGCAGAUUAUUCAAACAGAAGAGGAAGAGCAGAAUAAGGCAGGACUAGCUGAGAGGGAGGCGUGUUGUCCACCAGCCAACGAAGAUGAUACAUAUGAUCACUGUGAUUUGUCUAUUUCGGACCAGGAAAGCUGA
Penicillium verrucosum is the source of this 1110-nucleotide messenger RNA. RefSeq lists its product as uncharacterized. The transcript has 2 exons. The record is from RefSeq and is a predicted model, not a curated record. Lineage: Eukaryota; Fungi; Ascomycota; Eurotiomycetes; Eurotiales; Aspergillaceae. Bases 1 to 1110 code for a protein of 369 amino acids.